Molecule: messenger RNA, 1287 nt
Organism: Tripterygium wilfordii
Lineage: Eukaryota; Viridiplantae; Streptophyta; Magnoliopsida; Celastrales; Celastraceae
Product: OVARIAN TUMOR DOMAIN-containing deubiquitinating enzyme 5
Exons: 4
Coding region: 165-1151 (328 amino acids)
Biological process (GO): protein deubiquitination
Molecular function (GO): cysteine-type deubiquitinase activity
Source: RefSeq, a predicted model, not a curated record
GACCUUUACUAGUUCCGGAGGAGAAAAAUAGAGUUGAAGAAGCAUUGGAGGGAUUCAUGGAGUAGCAAAACCCUAGUGAAGCAAAGCAGUAACUCCUAUUUCCUCCUCUCUCUAGCCUCGUAUACGUUUCUUAUCCUGCUUCGUUUUCUAUCAGGGUUGCUUAAAUGGCAGAUGCUCAAGUAUUAGAAGAGACAUUAUCUGAAGCAGUACCAAACAAUGAAUCACAAAAGAAGGAAGAGACUCGUGAUGAAAUGCUUUCAAGGCACAGAAAGGAGAUAUCACAGCUGCAGAACAAAGAAAUUGAACUGAAAAAAGCAGCAGCCAGAGGUAGUAAGGCUGAACAGAAAGUUAAGAAGAAGCAGGUUGAGGAAGAAGUUUCUCAACUUUCUGCUAAGCUUAAAGAAAAACAUGCUGAAGAACUUGCUUCGCUAGGCUAUAGCAACAGUAGUAAAGGAAAGGAGAAGAAUAAUCUUGACACUUUGGUGAGGGCCAUAGCUGGAGUGUCUGUUACCAACCAAUCUGAGCAUUCAAAGCCCAGCAAGAGUACAAAGAGGCGAGAGAAGAGAGCUCAGCAAGAAGCGGAAAGAGAGCAAAGAAUCCAAGAAGAACAAAACAAUAUUGUAAGUGAUCGAUUCAUUGAAGAUGAGAAAUUGGAAAAGAAGCUUGCUCCUAUGGGAUUAACAGUAAAUGAAAUUAAGCCAGAUGGGCAUUGCCUCUACCGAGCUGUUGAAGAUCAGCUGGCCCAUCUUUCUGGAGGUUCAUCACCUUAUAAUUAUGAAGAGCUUCGGAAAAUGGCAGCUGCCUACAUGAGGAAACAUGCAUCCGACUUCCUCCCAUUUUUCCUUUCAGAAAAUGCGGUAGAAGAGGAUUCUGAUGAGUCACAAGCAAAAAGAUUUGAGGAUUAUUGCAAUGAAGUGGAAUCUACAGCUGUCUGGGGAGGACAGCUUGAGCUCGGGGCUUUGACUCACUGCUUGAGGAAAUACAUCCUAAUAUUUUCAGGAUCCUUUCCUGAUGUUGAGAUGGGGAAGGAGUACAAGUCCGAAGGUGGUGGGUCUACUCCAUCUAAUGCAAGCAUCAUGCUAUCAUAUCAUAAGCAUGCUUUUGGGCUCGGCGAGCACUAUAACUCUGUGGUACCAAAUUCAAUCGAAUAGGUUAUCGCUAAGCAUAUGUAGAAACUUUUUUGGAUUGCCUGUCUGCCUUUACUAAUGUCUCUGUCGAACAAGCGUAUGUAUGUUUCAAAUUUUCAAUCUGAGAUCAUAAUCUUAUCAAAGGUCUCUUUUGUUGAUG